This is a messenger RNA of Rotaria sp. Silwood2, 1173 nucleotides long. The record is from the annotation of a GenBank genome assembly. NCBI's taxonomy places the organism in Eukaryota, Metazoa, Rotifera, Eurotatoria, Philodinida, Philodinidae.
AUGACAUCAACGUCUACGGAUAUGUAUUUAAAAAAAGUAAAACAGGAAUUAAUUAAAUUAUCAACAACAAUUACUCAAGAUGAUUUAAAAGAUAUUGUUGGAAAAAUUUCGCGCAAUGAACUUCAAAUAGAAGAAGUUUUAAUAAAAGCCGAAGUCGAGUGUGUUUUAGUACGGAAGAAAUGCCAUAAAUUCAAUGAAAUACUUCGCAAAGAAUUGAGUGAUGGUGAUGGAACAAAAUAUUCAAAAGUAGCUGAGCUAGCUUUUCGUCAAUGUUUAUCAGCUCAUUCUAUCGUACAAGAUGUUGAUGGCACAUUACUCAUGUUCAGUAAAGAGAACAGUAGCAAUUGUUGUAUGAGAACAGUAGAUGUAAUCUAUCCAGGUGCUCCAUUCUUUCUUUAUUUUAAUCCAAGUCUACUCAAAGCGCAACUUGUACCCGUUCUUAAUUAUGCUGAAAGUACACAUUGGAAAUUUCCUUUUGCUCCUCAUGAUCUUGGGGUUUAUCCACAAGCAAAUGGACAAGCAUACGGAGGAGUGGAACAUUCCGAAGCAUAUCAAAUGUCUGUUGAAGAAUGUGGCAUCAUGAUUCCUCUCACUGUUGCCAUUUGUAAAAUAGAAAAUAAAACAGAUUUAGUCGAUCAACAUUUUACGACGUUAUUGAACUGGGUAAACUAUCUAUUAGAUUUUGGUUUGAAUCCAAAAAAUCAACUAUGUACAGAUGACUUCACUGGACACAUUGCACAUAAUGCAAAUCUUUCAUUAAAAGUCUUUCUGGCAAUCGCAGCUUUUGCACAACUCUGGGACUUGAAAGCAGACAAAAUGCAAGUAAAAAUUUUUAAUAAAAUUGCACAAACCAUGGCUUUCGAAUGGCUGAAAUUAGCUGACGAUGGUGAUCACUAUCGACGUGCAUUCGAUAGAAAAGGAAAUAAUCGAGCACAUUAUGCAAAAGCCGAUUGGAUUGUGUGGACGGCUUGUCUUGCAGAAAAGAAAGAAGUUUUUCAAGCUUUUGUUAAUCCACUUUAUGAUUUUUUGAAUGUUUCAGAAAGUAGAGUACCUUUUACCGAUUUGUAUGAUACGAAAACAGGUGAACAAGUUGCAUUUAAAGCACGUAGUGUGGUUGGUGGCGUAUAUUUACCACUGCUAAUAACAUGCUCAUCUACUGAUGGACAUACAUGA